ACAGUUGGGAAGCAAGAAGCUGAGGCACAGAUCCUUACCCAGCUAUCGGAAUCUCGGUUCAAAGAACAAGUAAUGUCUUCCUAUGCUUCUACACCUCUCUAGUUCUGAAUAGCAAGCAAGCAUAUAUAAUUGACUGUUGUGCUGCUCGAAGAGUCGAAGUUACGCCACUAGUUUUCCAACGUUUUAUUUGUUUCAAUAUAUCGUUUAAAUGGUGAAAUAUUGGGCAAAUGGGUGAGAAGCUACUCAAGUGGGUUUAGAUUAAUUGAACAAGAAUGGCUGCGUCUGUUCAUCUUGCUCCAGAGCUCUUCCCUCUUGUCAUUUCCAGGACAGGGAAGAAUAAUUUGAGACCUAAUAAAGAGUAUAAACUGCACUCCAGGUGUGCAUUACCUUCUGAAGGAGCUUCAUCAACUCGCCGACUUGUAGUAUAUGCGGGUGCUUCUAUCCUUGCGGUUCUCGCCACUAACUAUGGGCUAGUGCCAUUGCCUGUUUUGGCAGAUGACAAGUCAAAUGGUGAAGAGGAGAAGGAUGGAGUUUUAGGUGCUAUCCAGUCGCUGCUCGAAACCAAUACGAAAACGAAGUCUGGAAGAGUGUUGCCAAAGGCAUAUUUGAAGACUGCAAAAGAAGUUGUGAAGACACUGCGGGAAUCAGUACAGGAAGAUCCCAAGGAUAAUGCAAAGUUUAGACGUACUGCAGAUGCAGCAAAGGAAUCAAUUCGAGAGUAUUUGAGCAAUUGGAGGGGACAGCCAACGGUGUCUCAAGAGGAAUCUUAUGUCGAGUUAGAGAAAGCAAUAAGAUCAUUGGCCGGCUUUUACUCAAAGGCAGGACCAUCUGCCCCAUUGCCUGAAGAAGUGAAGUCAGAAAUAUUGAGGGAUUUAGAUACAGCUGAAAAGUUUUUAUGAGAUAUCAAUCAAAAUGUGAAAUUAAACUUUAGUUUU
Messenger RNA from Rosa rugosa (rugosa rose), 935 nucleotides. Its product is annotated as photosystem II D1 precursor processing protein PSB27-H2, chloroplastic. Bases 273 to 899 code for a protein of 208 amino acids. The record is from RefSeq and is a predicted model, not a curated record. Lineage: Eukaryota; Viridiplantae; Streptophyta; Magnoliopsida; Rosales; Rosaceae. Gene Ontology annotation, biological process: photosystem II repair; photosystem II assembly. The transcript has 3 exons. Gene Ontology annotation, cellular component: chloroplast thylakoid lumen; photosystem II.